AUGAACAUCCCUCUGGGAUCAGAGUUUUAUGUUUAUUUGACUUUAAACAAUUUCCCAGUAUUUAACGUUAUCAUUAAUGAUUCUCCUAAUAUCUCACUUGAUGUAACAACAGUUUCUCAACUAUCUCCAGUUAUCGAAACGGGAAAGACGGCAGCUAAAACAACGAUUUCUCACUCUACUCCAGGUACAUCCACCAAGAGCGGAGAGGGCACCUCAGCUGAGGAAACUGCCCCACCAUCAACAAGUAGCGGAACCCCUAAAGAGAGCAGAGAGGAGACCUCAAGCCCACCUCCAACAACUUCAGUUAUCCAACUGGGAAAGACGGCAGCUGAAACAACGAUUUCUCACACUACUCCAGGUACAUCCACCAGGAGCGGAAAGGGGACCUCAGCUGAAAAAAGUGCCGCAUCACCAACAAGUAACGGAACCCCUACAGAGAGCAGAGAGGAGACGUCAGGGCCACCUUCAACAACUUCAGUUAUCGAAACAGGAAAGACGGCAGCUGAAACAACGAUUUCUCACACUACUCCAGGUACAUCCACAAAGAGCGGAGAGGGGACCUCAGCUGAGGAAAGUGCCCCAUCACCAAUGAGUAGCGGAACGCCCACAGAGAGCAGAGAGGAGACGUCAAGCCCACCUCCAACAACUUCAGUUAUCGAAACGGGAAAGACGGCAGCUGAAACAACGAUUUCUCACUCUACUCCAGGUACAUCCAGCAAGAGCGUAGAGGGGACCUCAACUGAAGAAAGUGCCCCAUCAUCAACAAGUAGCGGAACCCCUACAGAGAGCAGACAGGAGACGUCAAGCCCACCUCCAACAACUUCAGUUAUGGAAACAGGAAAGACGGCAGCUGAAACAACAAUUUCUCAGCCUACUCCAGGUACAUCCACCAAGAGCGGAGAGGGGACCUCAGCUGAAGAAAGUGCCCCAUCAUCAAUAAGUAGCGGAACCUCUACAGAGAUCAGAGAGGAGACGUCAAGCCCACCUCCAACAACUUCAGUUAUCGAAACAGGAAAGACGGCAGCUGAAACAUCUAUUUCUCACUCUACUCCAGGUACAUCCACCAAGAGCGGAGAGGGGACCUCAGCUGAAGAAAGUGCCCCAUCAUCAAAAAGUAGCGGAACCCCUACAGAGUGCAGAGAGGAGACGUCAAGCCCACCUCCAACAACUUCAGUUAUCGAAACGGGAAAGGCUGCAGCUGAAACAACGAUUUCUUACUCUACUCCAGGUACAUCCCCCAAGAGCGGAGAGGGUACCUCAGCUGAUGAAAGUGCCCCAUCAUCAACAAGUAGCGGAACCCCUACAGAGAGCAGAGAGGAGACGUCAAGCCCACUUCCAACAACUUCAGUUAUCGAAACGGGAAAGACGGCAGCUGAAACAACGAUUUCUCACUCUACUGCAGGUACAUCCCCCAAGAGCGGAGAGGGGUCCUCAGCUGAUGAAAGUGCCCCAUCAUCAACAAGUAGCGGAACCCCUACAGAGAGCAGAGAGGAGACCUCAAGCCCACCUCCAACAACUUCAGUUAUCAAAACGGGAAAGACGGCAGCUGAAACAACGAUUUCUCACUCUACUCCAGGUACAUCCCCCAAGAGCGGAGAGGGGACCUCAGCUGAAGAAAGUGCCCCAUCCGUGAAUCACCUUUUAAUGUGUAAUACCUGUUAAUGCGUAAUGUUUUUAUAUAUGUUGGAAGACGCCCAGAGUGGCUGGGGCAACCAAGUCAGAUGGGUUUGGGUAUCAUCAUCAUCAUCAUCCUCAUCAUCACAAUGUUGUCUAAUAGCGCAAGCUAGGGGUUGUAAACAAAAAUUGAAAAACGAAGGUAAAAGUGGGCGUCCUUGCCUAGCCAGUGGAAAGGUGGCAGACAUAAUGAUCCACAUGAUCUGUAGAGAUAGAUGAGUCAUAAAUUACUUUAAUCUAUUUUAUAAAAUCCAAAAGGAAACCCAAUUUGGUUAAAACUACUUCCAUAUACUAUUAUUAUUUUUUGUCAAAAGCCUUUUCAGCAUCUAGUGAUUGAAUUAAAAACAGAUCAAUAUUUUUAUUUAAAUCUAUCAAAUCCACCACUAACAAUAUUAUCUGCUUCCAGUUUCAUUUUUAUAAAGCCAGUUUUGUCAUUUUCAAUAAUCACUGAUAUUACUUGAGAAAUUCUCUUUGCAAAAGAUGUUGUUAAAAUCUUCAUAUCAGCGUUUAUUAGUGAUGUAGCUCAAACGUUCGUACAAAAUGUGUGGUCUUCAUCUGAUUUGGGUAUAAUUGUAAUAUAAGCUUGAUAAAAUACCUUUAUUAAGUAUCUCUACAUAAAACUGGUGAAGUAUUGGUACUAAUAAGUCAACAUAUUUAUUGUAUGAAUUGAGGUAAAACCCAUGUGAUCCUGAAGUAUUUCUAAUUCUUGUUUUAAAAAUAGUCUGCUUAAUUUCUGACUGCAUUAUCAGUGCAAACACUGUAUGCCUUUGUAAAUAAUCCAAAUAAGGUAAUUUUAUUUUACUAAAAUAAACGGCACCGUAUCUACAAAAACGAUGCCCUUGAGAUUACUAAAUAACUCUGAAUAAAAUAUUAAACAUUGAAACGUAGUAUCUUUAUAUACUUUGUUAAAAUGAACAUCCCUCUGGGAUCAGAGUUUUAUGUUUAUUUGACUUUAAACAAUUUCCCAGUAUUUAACGUUAUCAUUAAUGAUUCUCCUAAUAUCUCACUUGAUGUAACAACAGUUUCUCAACUAUCUCCAGUUAUCGAAACGGGAAAGACGGCAGCUAAAACAACGAUUUCUCACUCUACUCCAGGUACAUCCACCAAGAGCGGAGAGGGCACCUCAGCUGAGGAAAGUGCCCCAUCACCAAUAAGUAGCGGAACCCCUACAGAGAGCAGAGAGGAGACGUCAAGCCCACCUCCAACAACUUCAGUUAUCCAACUGGGAAAGACGGCAGCUGAAACAACGAUUUCUCACACUACUCCAGGUACAUCCACCAGGAGCGGAGAGGGGACGUCAGCUGAAAAAAGUGCCGCAUCACCAACAAGUAACGGAACCCCUACAGAGAGCAGAGAGGAGACGUCAGGGCCACCUUCAACAACUUCAGUUAUCGAAACAGGAAAGACGGCAGCUGAAACAAUUUCUCAGCCUACUCCAGGUACAUCCACCAAGAGCGGAGAGGGGACCUCAGCUAAAGAAAGUGUCCCAUCAUCAACAAGUAGCGGAACCCCUACAGAGAGCAGAGAGGAGACGUCAAGCCCACCUCCAACAACUUCAGUUAUCGAAACAGGAAAGACGGCAGCUGAAACAACGAUUUCUCACUCUACUCCAGGUACAUCCAGCAAGAGCGUAGAGGGGACCUCAACUGAAGAAAGUGCCCCAUCAUCAACAAGUAGCGGAACCCCUACAGAGAGCAGAGAGGAGACCUCAAGCCCACCUCCAACAACUUCAGUUAUCGAAACAGGAAAGACGGCAGCUAAAACAACGAUUUCUCACUCUACUCCAGGUACAUCCACAAAGAGCGGAGAGGGGACCUCAGCUGAAGAAAGUGCCCCAUCACCAACAAGCAGCGGAACCCCUACAGAGAGCAGAGAGGAGACCUCAAGCCCACCUCCAACAACUUCAGUUAUCGAAACAGGAAAGACGGCAGCUAAAACAACGAUUUCUCACUCUACUUCAGGUACAUCCACCAAGAGCGGAGAGGGGACCUCAGCUGAAGAAAGUGUCCCAUCAUCAACAAGUAGCAGAACCCCUACAGAGAGCAGAGAGGAGACGUCAAGCCCACCUCCAACAACUUCAGUUAUCGAAACGGGAAAGACGGCAGCUGAAAAAACGAUUUCUCACUCUACUCCAGGUACAUCCACAAAGAGCGGAGAGGGGACCUCAGCUGAAGAAAGUGCCCCAUCAUCAACAAGUAGUGGAACCCCUACAGAGAGCAGAGAGGAGACCUCAAGCCCACCUCCAACAAUUUCAGUUAUCGAAACGGGAAAGACGGCAGCUGAAAAAACGAUUUCCCAGCCUAUUCCAGGUACAUCCACCAAGGGCAGAGAGGGGACCUCAGCUGAGGAAAGUGUCCCAUCAUCAACAAGUAGCGGAACCCCUACAGAGAGCAGAGAGGAGACCUCAAGCCCACCUCCAACAACUUCAGUUAUCGAAACAGGAAAGACGGCAGCUGAAAGAACAAUUUCUCACCCUACUCCAGGUACAUCCACCAAGAGCGGAGAGGGGACCUCAGCUGAAGAAAGUGCCCCAUCACCAACAAGUAGCGGAACCCCUACAGAGAGCAGAGAGGAGACCUCAAGCCCACCUCCAACCACUUCAGUUAUCGAAACGGUAAAAACGGCAGCUGAAACAACGAUUUCCCAGCCUACUCCAGGUACAUCAACCAAGGGCAGAGAGGGGACCUCAGCUGAGGAAACUGCCCCAUCAUCAACAAGUAGCGGAACCCCUAAAGGGAGCAGAGAGGAGACCUCAAACCCACCUCCAACAACUUCAAGUAUCGAAACGGGAAAGACGGCAGCUGAAACAACGAUUUCUCACUCUACUCCAGGUACAUCCCCCAAGAGCGGAGAGGGAACCUCAGCUGAUGAAAGUGCCCCAUCACAAAUGAGUAGCGGAACCCCUACAGAGAGCAGAGAGGAGACGUCAAGCCCACCUCCAACACCAUCAGUUAUCGAAACGGGAAAGACGGCAGCUGAAAAAACGAUUUUUCAGUCUCCUCCGGGUACAUCCCCAAGAGCGGAGAGGGGACCUCAGCUGAUGAAAGUGCCCCGUCUUCAACAAGUAGCGGAACCCCUACAGAGAGCAGAGAGGACAUGUCAAGCCCACCUCCAACACCAUCAGUUAUCGAAACGGGAAAGACGGCAGCUGAAACAACAAUUUCUCACCCUACUCCAGGUACAUCCACCAAGAGCGGAGAGGGGACCUCAGCUGAAGAAAGUGCCCCAUCACCAAUGAGUAGCGGAACGCCCACAGAGAGCAGAGAGGAGACGUCAAGCCCACCUCCAACAACUUCAGUUAUCGAAACGGGAAAGACUGCAGCUGAAACAACGAUUUCUUACUCUACUCCAGGUACAUCCCCCAAGGGCAAAGAGGGGACCUCAGCUGAGGAAACUGCCCCAUCACCAAUAAGUAGCGGAACCCCUACAGAGAGCAGAGAGGAGACCUCAAACCCACCUCCAACAACUUCAGUUAUCGAAACGGGAAAGACGGCAGCUGAAACAAUGAUUUCUCACUCUACUUCAGGUAGAUCCAGCAAUGGCAAAGAGGGGACCUCAGUUGACGAAAGUGCCCCAUCAUCAACAAGUAGCGGAACCCCUACAGAGAGCAGAGAGGAGACCUCAAGCCCACCUCCAACCACUUCAGUUAUCGAAACGGUAAAAAACGGCAGCUGAAACAACGAUUUCCCAGCCUACUCCAGGUACAUCAACCAAGGGCAGAGAGGGGACCUCAGCUGAGGAAACUGCCCCAUCAUCAACAAGUAGCGGAACCCCUAAAGAGAGCAGAGAGGAGACCUCAAACCCACCUCCAACAACUUCAAGUAUCGAAACGGGAAAGACGGCAGCUGAAACAACGAUUUCUCACUCUACUCCAGGUACAUCCCCCAAGAGCGGAGAGGGAACCUCAGCUGAUGAAAGUGCCCCAUCACAAAUGAGUAGCGGAACCCCUACAGAGAGCAGAGAGGAGACGUCAAGCCCACCUCCAACACCAUCAGUUAUCGAAACGGGAAAGACGGCAGCUGAAACAACAAUUUCUCACCCUACUCCAGGUACAUCCACCAAGAGCGGAGAGGGGACCUCAGUUGACGAAAGUGCCCCAUCAUCAACAAGUAGCGGAACCCCUACAGAGAGCAGAGAGGAGACCUCAAGCCCACCUCCAACAACUUCAGUUAUCGAAACGGGAAAGACGGCAGCUGAAACAACGAUUUCUCACUCUACUCCAGGUACAUCCACCAAGAGCGGAGAGGGGACCUCAGUUGCCGAAAGUGCCCCAUCAUCAACAAGUAGCGGAACCCCUACAGAGAGCAGAGAGGAGACCUCAAGCCCACCUCCAACAACUUCAGUUAUCGAAACAGGAAAGACGGCAGCUGAAACAACCAUUUCUCACUCUACUCCAGGUACAUCCACCAAGAGCGGAGAGGGGACCUCAGUUGCCGAAAGUGCCCCAUCAUCAACAAGUAGCGGAACCCCUACAGAGAGCAGAGAGGAGACGUCAAGCCUACCUCCAACAACUUCAGUUAUCGAAACAGGAAAGACGGCAGCUGAAACAACCAUUUCUCACUCUACUUCAGGUACAUCCACCAAGAGCGGAGAGGGGACCUCAGCUGAAGAAAGUGUCCCAUCAUCAACAAGUAGUAGAACCCCUACAGAGAGCAGAGAGGAGACGUCAAGCCCACCUCCAACAACUUCAGUUAUCGAAACGGGAAAGACGGCAGCUGAAAAAACGAUUUCUCACUCUACUCCAGGUACAUCCACAAAGAGCGGAGAGGGGACCUCAGCUGAAGAAAGUGCCCCAUCAUCAACAAGUAGCGGAACCCCUACAGAGAGCAGAGAGGAGACCUCAAGCCCACCUCCAACAAUUUCAGUUAUCGAAACGGGAAAGACGGCAGCUGAAAAAACGAUUUCCCAGCCUAUUCCAGGUACAUCCACCAAGGGCAGAGAGGGGACCUCAGCUGAGGAAAGUGUCCCAUCAUCAACAAGUAGCGGAACCCCUACAGAGAGCAGAGAGGAGACCUCAAGCCCACCUCCAACAACUUCAGUUAUCGAAACAGGAAAGACGGCAGCUGAAAGAACAAUUUCUCACCCUACUCCAGGUACAUCCACCAAGAGCGGAGAGGGGACCUCAGCUGAAGAAAGUGCCCCAUCACCAACAAGUAGCGGAACCCCUACAGAGAGCAGAGAGGAGACCUCAAGCCCACCUCCAACCACUUCAGUUAUCGAAACGGUAAAAACGGCAGCUGAAACAACGAUUUCCCAGCCUACUCCAGGUACAUCAACCAAGGGCAGAGAGGGGACCUCAGCUGAGGAAACUGCCCCAUCAUCAACAAGUAGCGGAACCCCUAAAGGGAGCAGAGAGGAGACCUCAAACCCACCUCCAACAACUUCAAGUAUCGAAACGGGAAAGACGGCAGCUGAAACAACGAUUUCUCACUCUACUCCAGGUACAUCCCCCAAGAGCGGAGAGGGAACCUCAGCUGAUGAAAGUGCCCCAUCACAAAUGAGUAGCGGAACCCCUACAGAGAGCAGAGAGGAGACGUCAAGCCCACCUCCAACACCAUCAGUUAUCGAAACGGGAAAGACGGCAGCUGAAAAAACGAUUUUUCAGUCUCCUCCGGGUACAUCCCCCAAGAGCGGAGAGGGGACCUCAGCUGAUGAAAGUGCCCCGUCUUCAACAAGUAGCGGAACCCCUACAGAGAGCAGAGAGGACAUGUCAAGCCCACCUCCAACACCAUCAGUUAUCGAAACGGGAAAGACGGCAGCUGAAACAACAAUUUCUCACCCUACUCCAGGUACAUCCACCAAGAGCGGAGAGGGGACCUCAGCUGAAGAAAGUGCCCCAUCACCAAUGAGUAGCGGAACGCCCACAGAGAGCAGAGAGGAGACGUCAAGCCCACCUCCAACAACUUCAGUUAUCGAAACGGGAAAGACUGCAGCUGAAACAACGAUUUCUCACUCUCCUCCAGGUACAUCCCCCAAGAGCGGAGAGGGGACCUCAGCUGAUGAAAGUGCCCUAUCACCAAUAAGUAGCGGAACCCCUACAGAGAGCAGAGAGGAGACCUCAAGCCCACCUCCAACCACUUCAGUUAUCGAAACGGUAAAAACGGCAGCUGAAACAACGAUUUCUCACUCUACUCCAGGUACAUCCACCAAGGGCAAAGAGGGGACCUCAGCUGAGGAAACUGCCCCAUCAUCAACAAGUAGCGGAACCCCUACAGAGAGCAGAGAGGAGACCUCAAACCCACCUCCAACAACUUCAGUUAUCGAAACGGGAAAGACGGCAGCUGAAACAAUGAUUUCUCACUCUACUUCAGGUAGAUCCAGCAAUGGCAAAGAGGGGACCUCAGUUGACGAAAGUGCCCCACCAUCAACAAGUAGCGGAACCCCUACAGAGAGCAGAGAGGAGACCUCAAGCCCACCUCCAACCACUUCAGUUAUCGAAACGGUAAAAACGGCAGCUGAAACAACGAUUUCCCAGCCUACUCCAGGUACAUCAACCAAGGGCAGAGAGGGGACCUCAGCUGAGGAAACUGCCCCAUCAUCAACAAGUAGCGGAACCCCUAAAGAGAGCAGAGAGGAGACCUCAAACCCACCUCCAACAACUUCAAGUAUCGAAACGGGAAAGACGGCAGCUGAAACAACGAUUUCUCACUCUACUCCAGGUACAUCCACCAAGAGCGGAGAGGGGACCUCAGCUGAUGAAAGUGCCCCAUCACAAAUGAGUAGCGGAACCCCUACAGAGAGCAGAGAGGAGACGUCAAGCCCACCUCCAACACCAUCAGUUAUCGAAACGGGAAAGACGGCAGCUGAAACAACAAUUUCUCACCCUACUCCAGGUACAUCCACCAAGAGCGGAGAGGGGACCUCAGUUGACGAAAGUGCCCCAUCAUCAACAAGUAGCGGAACCCCUACAGAGAGCAGAGAGGAGACCUCAAGCCCACCUCCAACAACUUCAGUUAUCGAAACGGGAAAGACGGCAGCUGAAACAACGAUUUCUCACUCUACUCCAGGUACAUCCACCAAGAGCGGAGAGGGGACCUCAGUUGCCGAAAGUGCCCCAUCAUCAACAAGUAGCGGAACCCCUACAGAGAGCAGAGAGGAGACGUCAAGCCUACCUCCAACAACUUCAGUUAUCGAAACAGGAAAGACGGCAGCUGAAACAACCAUUUCUCACUCUACUCCAGGUACAUCCACCAAGAGCGGAGAGGGGACCUCAGUUGCCGAAAGUGCCCCAUCAUCAACAAGUAGCGGAACCCCUACAGAGAGCAGAGAGGAGACGUCAAGCCUACCUCCAACAACUUCAGUUAUCGAAACAGGAAAGACGGCAGCUGAAACAACCAUUUCUCACUCUACUCCAGGUACAUCCACCAAGAGCGGAGAGGGGACCUCAGUUGCCGAAAGUGCCCCAUCAUCAACAAGUAGUGGAACCCCUACAGAGAGCAGAGAGGAGACCUCAAACCCACCUCCAACAACUUCAGUUAUCGAAACGGGAAAGACGGCAGCUGAAACAAUGAUUUCUCACUCUACUCCAGGUACAUCCACCAAGGGCAAAGAGGGAACCUCAGCUGAUGAAAGUGCCCCAUCAUCAACAAGUAGCGGAACCCCUACAGAGAGCAGAGAGGAGACGUCAAGCCCACCUCCAACAACAUCAGUUAUCGAAACGGGAAAGACGGCAGCUGAAACAACGAUUUCUCACUCUACUCCAGGUACAUCCACCAAGAGCGGAGAGGGAACCUCAGCUGAUGAAAGUGCCCCAUCACAAAUGAGUAGCGGAACCCCUACAGAGAGCAGAGAGGAGACGUCAAGCCCACCUCCAACACCAUCAGUUAUCGAAACGGGAAAGACGGCAGCUGAAACAACAAUUUCUCACCCUACUCCAGGUACAUCCACCAAGAGCGGAGAGGGGACCUCAGUUGACGAAAGUGCCCCAUCAUCAACAAGUAGCGGAACCCCUACAGAGAGCAGAGAGGAGACGUCAAGCCCACCUCCAACACCAUCAGUUAUCGAAACGGGAAAGACGGCAGCUGAAACAACAAUUUCUCACCCUACUCCAGGUACAUCCACCAAGAGCGGAGAGGGGACCUCAGUUGACGAAAGUGCCCCAUCAUCAACAAGUAGCGGAACCCCUACAGAGAGCAGAGAGGAGACCUCAAGCCCACCUCUAACAACUUUAGUUAUCGAAACGGGAAAGACGGCAGCUGAAACAACCAUUUCUCACUCUACUCCAGGUACAUCCACCAAGAGCGGAGAGGGGACCUCAGUUGCCGAAAGUGCCCCAUCAUCAACAAGUAGCGGAACCCCUACAGAGAGCAGAGAGGAGACGUCAAGCCUACCUCCAACAACUUCAGUUAUCGAAACGGGAAAGACGGCAGCUGAAACAACCAUUUCUCACUCUACUCCAGGUACAUCCACCAAGAGCGGAGAGGGGACCUUAGUUGACGAAAGUGCCCCAUCAUCAACAAGUAGCGGAACCCCUACAGAGAGCAGAGAGGAGACCUCAAACCCACCUCCAACAACUUCAGUUAUCGAAACGGGAAAGACGGCAGCUGAAACAAUGAUUUCUCACUCUACUCCAGGUACAUCCACCAAGGGCAAAGAGGGGACCUCAGCUGAGGAAACUGCCCCAUCAUCAACAAGUAGCGGAACCCCUACAGAGAUCAGAGAGGAGACCUCAAGCCCACCUCCAACAACUUCAGUUAUCGAAACAGGAAAGACGGCAGCUGAAACAACAAUUUCUCACCCUACUCCAGGUACAUCCACCAAGAGCGGAGAGGGGACCUCAGCUGAAGAAAGUGCCCCAUCAUCAACAAGUAGUGGAACCCCUACAGGGAGCACAGAGGAGAGAUCAAGCCCACCUCCAACAAUUUCAGUUAUCGAAACGGGAAAGACGGCAGCUGAAACAAUGAUUUCUCACUAUACUCCAGGUACAUCCACCAAGGGCAGAGAGGGGACCUCAGCUGAGGAAACUGCCCCAUCAUCAACAAGUAGCGGAACCCCUGAAGAGAGCAGAGAGGAGACCUCAAACCCACCUCCAACAACUUCAAGUAUCGAAACGGGAAAGACGGCAGCUGAAACAAAGAUUUCUCACUCUACUCCAGGUACAUCCCCCAAGAGCGGAGAGGGAACCUCAGCUGAAGAAAGUGCCCCAUCACCAACAAGUAGCGGAUCCCCUACAGAGAGCAGAGAGGAGACCUCAAGCCCACCUCUAACAACUUCAGUUAUCGAUACGGGAAAGACGGCAGCUGAAACAACGAUUUCUCACUCUACUCCAGGUACAUCCACCAAGAGCGGAGAGGGGACCUCAGUUGCCGAAAGUGCCCCAUCAUCAACAAGUAGCGGAACCCCUACAGAGAGCAGAGAGGAGACGUCAAGCCUACCUCCAACAACUUCAGUAAUCGAAACGGGAAAGGCGGCAGCUGAAACAACGAUUUCUCACUCUACUCCAGGUACAUCCACCAAGAGCGGAGAGGGGACCUCAGCUGAUGAAAGUGCCCCAUCAUCAACAAGUAGCGGAACCCCUACAGAGAGCAGAGAGGAGACGUCAAGCCCACCUCCAACAACUUCAGUUAUCGAAACAGGAAAGACGGCAGCUGAAAGAACAAUUUCUCACCCUACUCCAGGUACAUCCACCAAGAGCGGAGAGGGGACCUCAGCUGAAGAAAGUGCCCCAUCAUCAACAAGUAGUGGAACCCCUACAGAGAGUAGAGAGGAGACAUCAAGCCCACCUCCAACAAUUUCAGUUAUCGAAACGGGAAAGACGGCAGCUGAAAAAACGAUUUCCCAGCCUAUUCCAGGUACAUCCACCAAGGGCAGAGAGGGGACCUCAGUUGACGAAAGUGCCCCAUCAUCAACAAGUAGCGGAACCCCUACAGAGAGCAGAGAGGAGACCUCAAGCCCACCUCCAAUCACUUCAGUUAUCGAAACGGUAAAAACGGCAGCUGAAACAACGAUUUCCCAGCCUACUCCAGGUACAUCAACCAAGGGCAGAGAGGGGACCUCAGCUGAGGAAACUGCCCCAUCAUCAAAAAGUAGCCGAACCCCUAAAGAGAGCAGAGAGGAGAGCUCAAACCCACCUCCAACAACUUCAAUUAUCGAAACGGGAAAGAUUGCAGCUGAAACAACGAUUUCUCACUCUACUCCAGGUACAUCUCCCAAGAGCGGAGAGGGAACCUCAGCUGAUGAAAGUGCCCCAUCACAAAUAAGUAGCGGAACCCCUACAGAGAGCAGAGAGGAGACGUCAAGCCCACCUCCAACAACUUCAGUUAUCGAAACGGGAAAGACGGCAGCUGAAACAACAAUUUCUCACCCUGCUCCAGGUACAUCCACCAAGAGCAGAGAGGGGACCUCAGUUGACGAAAGUGCCCCAUCAUCAACAAGUAGCGGAACCCCUACAGAGAGCAGAGAGGAGACGUCAAGCCCACCUCCAACAAUUUCAGUUAUCGAAACGGGAAAGACGGCAACUGAAAAAACUAUUUCUCACUCUACUCCAGGUACAUCCACGAAGGGCAGAGAGGGGACCUCAGCUGAGGAAAGUGUCCCAUCAUCAACAAGUAGCGGAACCCCUACAGAGAGCAGAGAGGAGACCUCAAGCCCACCUCCAACCACUUCAGUUAUCGAAACGGUAAAAACGGCAGCUGAAACAACGAUUUCCCAGCCUACUCCAGGUACAUCAACCAAGGGCAUAGAGGGGACCUCAGCUGAGGAAACUGCCCCAUCAUCAACAAGUAGCGGAACCCCUAAAGGGAGCAGAGAGGAGACCUCAAACCCACCUCCAACAACUUCAAGUAUCGAAACGCGAAAGACGGCAGCUGAAACAACGAUUUCUCACUCUACUCCAGGUACAUCCCCCAAGAGCGGAGAGGGAACCUCAGCUGAUGAAAGUGCCCCAUCAUCAACAAGUAGCGGAACCCCUACAGAGAGCAGAGAGGAGAAGUCAAGCCCACCUCCAACAACAUCAGUUAUCGAAACGGGAAAGACGUCAUCUGAAAAACGAUUUCUCACUCUACUCCAGGUACAUCCACCAGGAGCGGAGAGGGGACCUCAGCUGAAGAAAGUGCCCCAUCACCAACAAGUAGCGGAACCCCUACAGAGAGCAGAGAGGAGACCUCAAGCCCACCUCCAAGAACUUCAGUUAUCGAAACGGGAAAGACGGCAGCUGAGAAAACGAUUUCUCACUCUACUCCAGGUACAUCCACCAAGAGCGGAGAGGGGACCUCAGCUAAAGAAAGUGUACCAUCAUCAACAAGUAGCGGAACCCCUACAGAGAGCAGAGAGGAGACGUCAAGCCCACCUCUAACAACUUCAGUUAUCCAAACUGUAAAAACGGCAGCUAAAACAACGAUUUUUCACUCUACUCCAGGUACAUCCACCAAGGGCAAAGAGGGGACCUCAACUGAGGAAACUGCCCCACCAUCAACAAGUAGCGGAACCCCUACAGAGAGCAGAGAGGAGACCUCAAGCCCACCUCCAACAACUUCAGUUAUUGAAACGGGAAAGACGGCAGCUGAAACAACGAUUUCUCUGUCUACUCCAGGUACAUCCACCAAGAGCGGAGAGGGGACCUCAGCUGAGGAAAGUGCGCCAUCACCAACAACUAGCGGAACCCCUACAGAGAGCAGAGAGGAGACCUCAAGCCCACCUCCAACCACUUCAGUUAUCGAAACGGUAAAAACGGCAGCUGAAACAACGAUUUCCCAGCCUACUCCAGGUACAUCCACCAAGAGCGGAGAGGGGACCUCAGUUGACGAAAGUGCCCCAUCAUCAACAAGUAGCGGAACCCCUACAGAGAGCAGAGAGGAGACGUCAAGCCCACCUCCAACAAUUUCAGUUAUCGAAACGGGAAAGACGGCAGCUGAAAAAACGAUUUCUCACUCUACUCCAGGUACAUCCAGCAAGAGCGGAGAGGGGACCUCAUCUGAGGAAAGUACCCCAUCAUCAACAAGUAGCGGAACCCCUACAGAGAUCAGAGAGGAGACCUCAAGCCCACCUCCAAGAACUUCAGUUAUCGAAACAGGAAAGACGGCGGCUGAAACAAGCAUUUCUCAGUCUACUCCAGGUACAUCCACCAAGAGCGGAGAGGGGACCUUAGCUGAAGAAAGUGCCCCAUCACCAACAAGUAGCGGAUCCCCUACAGAGAGCAGAGAGGAGACCUCAAGCCCACCUCUAAUAACUUCAGUUAUCGAUACGGGAAAGACGGCAGCUGAAACAACGAUUUCUCACUCUACUCCAGGUACAUCCACCAAGAGCGGAGAGGGGACCUCAGCUGAAGAAAGUGUCCCAUCAUCAACAAGUAGCGGAACCCCUACAGAGAGCAGAGAGGAGACCUCAAGCCCACCUCCAACCACUUCAGUUAUCGAAACGGUAAAAGCGGCAGCUGAAACAACGAUUUCCCAGCCUACUCCAGGUACAUCAACCAAGGGCAUAGAGGGGACCUCAGCUGGGGAAACUGCCCCAUCAUCAACAAGUAGCGGAACCCCUAAAGGGAGCACAGAGGAGACCUCAAACCCACCUCCAACAACUUCAAGUAUUGAAACGGGAAAGACGGCAGCUGAAACAACGAUUUCUCACUCUACUCCAGGUACAUCCCCCAAGAGCGGAGAGGGAACCUCAGCUGAUGAAAGUGCCCCAUCAUCAACAAGUAGCGGAACCCCUACAGAGAGCAGAGAGGAGAAGUCAAGCCCACCUCCAACAACAUCAGUUAUCGAAACGGGAAAGACGUCAUCUGAAAAAACGAUUUCUCACUCUACUCCAGGUACAUCCACCAGGAGCGGAGAGGGGACCUCAGCUGAAGAAAGUGCCCCAUCACCAACAAGUAGCGGAACCCCUACAGAGAGCAGAGAGGAGACCUCAAGCCCACCUCCAAGAACUUCAGUUAUCGAAACGGGAAGGACGGCAGCUGAGAAAACGAUUUCUCACUCUACUCCAGGUACAUCCACCAAGAGCGAAGAGGGGACCUCAGCUAAAGAAAGUGCCCCAUCAUCAACAAGUAGCGGAACCCCUACAGAGAGCAGAGAGGAGACGUCAAGCCCACCUCUAACAACUUCAGUUAUCCAAACCGUAAAAACGGCAGCUGAAACAACGAUUUCUCACUCUACUCCAGGUACAUCCACCAAGAGCGGAGAGGGGACCUCAGUUGCCGAAAGUGCCCCAUCAUCAACAAGUAGCGGAACCCCUACAGAGAGCAGAGAGGAGACGUCAAGCCUACCUCCAACAACUUCAGUUAUCGAAACGGGAAAGACGGCAGCUGAAACAACGAUUUCUCACUCUACUCUAGGUACAUCCACCAAGAGCGGAGAGGGGACCUCAGUUGCCGAAAGUGCCCCAUCAUCAACAAGUAGGGGAACCCCUACAGAGAGCAGAGAGGAGACCUCAAACCCACCUCCAACAACUUCAGUUAUUGAAACGGGAAAGACGGCAGCUGAAAAAACGAUUUUUCAGUCUCCUCCGGGUACAUCCCCCAAGAGCGGAGAGGGGACCUCAGCUGAUGAAAGUGCCCCAUCUUCAACAAGUAGCGGAACCCCUACAGAGAGCAGAGAGGAGACGUCAAGCCCAGCUCCAACAACUUCAGUUAUCGAAACGGGAAAGACGGCAGCUAAAACAACGAUUUCUCACUCUACUCCAGGUACAUCCACCAAGAACGUAGAGGGGACCUCAGCUGAAGAAAGUGCCCCAUCAUCAGCAAGUAGGGGAACCCCUACAGAGAGCAGAGAGGAGACCUCAAACCCACCUCCAACAACUUCAGUUAUCGAAACGGGAAAGACGGCGGCUGAAACAAGCAUUUCUCAGUCUACUCCAGGUACAUCCACCCAGAGCGGAGAGGGGACCUCAGCUGAAGAAAGUGCCCCAUCACCAACAAGUAGCGGAACCCGUACAGAGAGCAGAGAGGAGACCUCAAGCCCACCUCUAACAACUUCAGUUAUCGAAACGGGAAAGAUGGCAGCUGAAACAACGAUUUCUCACUCUACUCCAGGUACAUCCACCAAGAGCGGAGAGGGGACCUCAGUUGCCGAAAGUGCCCCAUCAUCAACAAGUAGCAGAACCCCUACAGAGAGCAGAGAGGAGACGUCAAGCCUACCUCCAACAACUUCAGUUAUCGAAACGGGAAAGACGGCAGCUGAAACAACCAUUUCUCACUCUACUCCAGGUACAUCCCCCAAGAGCGGAGAGGGGACCUCAGCUGAUGAAAGUGCCCCAUCUUCAACAAGUAGCGGAAACCCUACAGAGAGCAGAGAGGAGACGUCAAGCCCACCUACAACAUCUUCAGUUAUCGAAACGGGAAAGACUGCAGCUGAAACAACGAUUUCUCACUCUCCUCCAGGUACAUCCCCCAAGAGCGGAGAGGGGACCUCAGCUGAUGAAAGUGUCCUAUCACCAAUAAGUAGGGGAACCCCUACAGAGAGCAGAGAGGAGACGUCAAGCCCACUUCCAACAACUUCACGUAUCGAAACGGGAAAGACGGCAGCUGAAACAACGAUUUCUCACUCUACUCCAGGUACAUCCACCAAGGUCAAAGAGGGGACCUCAGUUGCCGAAAGUGCCCCAUCAUCAACAAGUAGCGGAACCGCUACAGAGAGCAGAGAGGAGACGUCAAGCCUACCUCCAACAACUUCAGUUAUCGAAACGGGAAAGACGGCAGCUGAAACAACCAUUUCUCACUCUAAUCCAGGUACAUCCACCAAGAGCGGAGAGGGGACCUCAGUUGCCGAAAGUGCCCCAUCAUCAACAAGUAGCGGAACCCCUAAAGAGAGCAGAGAGGAGACCUCAAACCCACCUCCAACAACUUCAGUUAUCGAAACCGGAAAGACGGCAGCUAAAACAACGAUUUUUCACUCUACUCCAGGUACAUCCACCAAGAGCGGAGAGGGGACCUCAGCUGAAGAAAGUGCCCCAUCAUCAACAAGUAGCGGAACCCCUACAGAGAGCAGAGAGGAGACCUCAAGCCCACCUCCAAGAACUUCAGUUAUCGAUACAGGAAAGACGGCGGCUGAAACAAGCAUUUCUCAGUCUACUCCAGGUACAUCCACCAAGAGCGGAGAGGGGACCUCAGCUGAAGAAAGUGCCCCAUCAUCAACAAGUAGCGGAACCCCUACAGAGAGCAGAGAGGAGACCUCAAACCCACCUCCAACAACUUCAGUUAUCGAAACAGGAAAGACGGCAGCUAAAACAACGAUUUUUCAGUCUCCUCCAGGUACAUCCCCCAAGAGCGGAGAGGGGACCUCAGCUGAAGAAAGUGCCCCAUCAUCAACAAGUAGCGGAACCCCUACAGAGAGCAGAGAGGAGACCUCAAGCCCACCUCCAAGAACUUCAGUUAUCGAUACAGGAAAGACGGCGGCUGAAACAAGCAUUUCUCACUCUACUCCAGGUACAUCCCCCAAGAGCGGAGAGGGGACCUCAGCUGAAGAAAAUGCCCUAUCACCAAAAAGUAGGGGAACCCCUACAGAGAGCAGAGAGGAGACCGCAAGCCCACCUCUAACAACUUCAGUUAUCGAAACGGGAAAGACGGCAGCUGAAACAACGAUUUCUCACUCUACUCCAGGUACAUCCACCAAGAGCGGAGAGGGGACCUCAGUUGCCGAAAGUGCCCCAUCAUCAACAAGUAGCGGAACCCCUACAGAGAGCAGAGAGGAGACGUCAAGCCUACCUCCAACAACUUCAGUUAUCGAAACGGGAAAGACGGCAGCUGAAACAACCAUUUCUCACUCUACUCCAGGUACAUCCACCAAGAGCGGAGAGGGGACCUCAGCUGAUGAAAGUGCCCCAUCUUCAACAAGUAGCGGAACCCCUACAGAGAGCAGAGAGGAGACGUCAAGCCCAGCUCCAACAACUUCAGUUAUCGAAACGGGAAAGACGGCAGCUAAAACAACGAUUUCUCACUCUACUCCAGGUACAUCCACGAAGAACGUAGAGGGGACCUCAGCUGAAGAAAGUGCCCCAUCAUCAACAAGUAGUGGAACCCCUACAGAGAGCAGAGAGGAGACCUCAAACCCACCUCCAACAACUUCAGUUAUCGAAACGGGAAAGACGGCGGCUGAAACAAGCAUUUCUCAGUCUACUCCAGGUACAUCCACCAAGAGCGGAGAGGGGACCUCAGCUGAAGAAAGUGCCCCAUCACCAACAAGUAGCGGAACCCGUACAGAGAGCAGAGAGGAGACCUCAAGCCCACCUCUAACAACUUCAGUUAUCGAAACGGGAAAGAUGGCAGCUGAAACAACGAUUUCUCACUCUACUCCAGGUACAUCCACCAAGAGCGGAGAGGGGACCUCAGUUGACGAAAGUGCCCCAUCAUCAACAAGUAGCGGAACCCCUACAGAGAGCAGAGAGGAGACGUCAAGCCUACCUCCAACAACUUCAGUUAUCGAAACGGGAAAGACGGCAGCUGAAACAACCAUUUCUCACUCUACUCCAGGUACAUCCCCCAAGAGCGGAGAGGGCACCUCAGUUGACGAAAGUGCCCCAUCAUCAACAAGUAGCGGAACCCCUACAGAGAGCAGAGAGGAGACCUCAAACCCACCUCCAACAACUUCAGUUAUCGAAACGGGAAAGACGGCAGCUAAAACAACGAUUUCUCACUCUACUCCAGGUACAUCCCCCAAGAGCGGAGAGGGGACCUCAGCUGAAGAAAAUGCCCUAUCACCAAAAAGUAGGGGAACCCCUACAGAGAGCAGAGAGGAGACCGCAAGCCCACCUCUAACAACUUCAGUUAUCGAAACGGGAAAGACGGCAGCUGAAACAACGAUUUCUCACUCUACUCCAGGUACAUCCACCAAGAGCGGAGAGGGGACCUCAGUUGACGAAAGUGCCCCAUCAUCAACAAGUAGCGGAACCCCUACAGAGAGCAGAGAGGAGACGUCAAGCCUACCUCCAACAACUGCAGUUAUCGAAACGGGAAAGACGGCAGCUGAAACAACCAUUUCUCACUCUACUCCAGGUACAUCCCCCAAGAGCGGAGAGGGCACCUCAGUUGACGAAAGUGCCCCAUCAUCAACAAGUAGCGGAACCCCUACAGAGAGCAGAGAGGAGACCUCAAACCCACCUCCAACAACUUCAGUUAUCGAAACAGGAAAGACGGCAGCUAAAACAACGAUUUUUCACUCUACUCCAGGUACAUCCACCAAGGGCAAAGAGGGGACCUCAGCUGAGGAAACUGCCCCACCAUCAACAAGUAGCGGAACCCCUACAGAGAGCAGAGAGGAGACCUCAAGCCCACCUCCAACAAAUUCAGUUAUUGAAACGGGAAAGACGGCAGCUGAAACAACGAUUUCUCACUCUACUCCAGGUACAUCCACCAAGAGCGGAGAGGGGACCUCAGCUGAGGAAAGUGCGCCAUCACCAACAGGUAGCGGAACCCCUACAGAGAGCAGGGAGGAGACCGCAAGCCCACCUCCAACCACUUCAGUUAUCGAAACAGGAAAGACGGCAGCUAAAACAACGAUUUCUCACUCUACUCCAGGUACAUCCACCAAGAGCGGAGAGGGGACCUCAGCUGAAGAAAAUGCCCUAUCACAAAUAAGUAGCGGAACCCCUACAGAGAGCAGAGAGGAGACGUCAAGCCCACUUCCAACAACAUCAGUUAUCAAAACGGGAAAGACGUCAUCUGAAAAAACGAUUUCUCACUCUACGCCAGGUACAUCCACCAGGAGCGGAGAGGGGACCUCAGCUGAAGAAAGUGCGCCAUCACCAACAAGUAGCGGAACCCCUACAGAGAGCAGAGAGGAGACCUCAAGCCCACCUCCAACAACUUCAGUUAUCGAAACGGGAAAGACUGCAGCUGAAACAACGAUUUCUCACUCUACUCCAGGUACAUCCACCAAGAGCGGAGAGCGGACCUCAGCUGAAGAAAGUGCCCCAUCAUCAACAAGUAGCGGAACCCCUACAGAGAGCAGAGAGGAGACCUCAAGCCCACCUCCAACAACUUCAGUUAUUGAAACGGGAAAGACGGCAGCUGAAACAACGAUUUCUCACUCUACUCCAGGUACAUCCACCAAGAGCGGAGAGGGGACCUCAGCUGAGGAAAGUGCGCCAUCACCAACAAGUAGCGGAACCCCUACAGAGAGCAGAGAGGAGACCUCAAGCCCACCUCCAACCACUUCAGUUAUCGAAACGGGAAAGACGGCAGCUGAAAAAACGAUUUCCCAGCCUACUCCAGGUACAUCAACCAAGAGCGGAGAGGGGACCUCAGCUGAAGAAAGUGCCCCAUCAUCAACAAGUAGCGGAACCGCUACAGAGAGCAGAGAGGAGACCUCAAGCCCACCUCCAACAACUUCAGUUAUCGAAACAGGAAAGACGGCAGCUAAAACAACGAUUUUUCACUCUACUCCAGGUACAUCCACCAAGGGCAAAGAGGGGACCUCAGCUGAGGAAACUGCCCCACCAUCAACAAGUAGCGGAACCCCUACAGAGAGCAGAGAGGAGACCUCAAGCCCACCUCCAACAACUUCAGUUAUUGAAACGGGAAAGACGGCAGCUGAAACAACGAUUUCUCACUCUACUCCAGGUACAUCCGCCAAGAGCGGAGAGGGGACCUCAGCUGAGGAAAGUGCGCCAUCACCAACAAGUAGCGGAACCCCUACAGAGAGCAGAGAGGAGACCUCAAGCCCACCUCCAACCACUUCAGUUAUCGAAACGGUAAAAACGGCAGCUGAAACAAUGAUUUCCCAGCCUACUCCAGGUACAUCAACCAAGGGCAGAGAGGGGACCUCAGCUGAGGAAACUGCCCCAUCAUCAACAAGUAGCGGAACCCCUAAAGAGAGCAGAGAGGAGACCUCAAGCCCACCUCCAAGAAUUUCAGUUAUCGAUACAGGAAAGACGGCGGCUGAAACAAGCAUUUCUCUGUCUACUCCAGGUACAUCCACCAAGAGCGGAGAGGGGACCUCAGCUGAAGAAAGUGCCCCAUCACCAACAAGUAGCGGAACCCCUACAGAGAGCAGAGAGGAGACCUCAAGCCCACCUCCAACAACUUCAGUUAUCGAAACGGGAAAGACGGCAGCUGAAACAACGAUUUCUCACUCUACUCCAGGUACAUCCACCAAGAGCGGAGAGGGGACCUCAGCUCAUGAAAGUGCCCCAUUAUCAACAAGUAGUGGAACCCCUACAGAGAGUAGAGAGGAGACAUCAAGCCCACCUCCAACAAUUUCAGUUAUCGAAACGGGAAAGACGGCAGCUGAAAAAACGAUUUUCCAGCCGAAUCCAGGUACAUCCACCAAGGGCAGAGAGGGGACCUCAGUUGACGAAAGUGCCCCAUCAUCAACAAGUAGCGGAACCCCUACAGAGAGCAGAGAGGAGACCUCAAGCCCACCUCCAAUCACUUCAGUUAUCGAAACGGUAAAAACGGCAGCUGAAACAACGAUUUCCCAGCCUACUCCAGGUACAUCAACCAAGGGCAGAGAGGGGACCUCAGCUGAGGAAACUGCCCCAUCAUCAACAAGCAGCCGAACCCCUAAAGAGAGCAGAGAGGAGACCUCAAACCCACCUCCAACAACUUCAGUUAUCGAAACGGGAAAGAUUGCAGCUGAAACAACGAUUUCUCACUCUACUCCAGGUACAUCCCCCAAGAGCGGAGAGGGAACCUCAGCUGAUGAAAGUGCCCCAUCACAAAUAAGUAGCGGAACCCCUACAGAGAGCAGAGAGGAGACGUCAAGCCCACCUCCAACACCAUCAGUUAUCGAAACGGGAAAGACGGCAGCUGAAACAACAAUUUCUCACCCUACUCCAGGUACAUCCACCAAGAGCGGAGAGGGGACCUCAGUUGACGAAAGUGCCCCAUCAUCAACAAGUAGCGGAACCCCUACAGAGAGCAGAGAGGAGACGUCAAGCCCACCUCCAACAAUUUCAGUUAUCGAAACGGGAAAGACGGCAACUGAAAAAACUAUUUCUCACUCUACUCCAGGUACAUCCAGCAAGAGCGGAGAGGGGACCUCAUCUGAGGAAAGUGCCCCAUCAUCAACAAGUAGCGGAACCCCUACAGAGAGCAGAGAGGAGACCUCAAGCCCACCUCCAAGAACUUCAGUUAUCGAAACAAGAAAGACGGCGGCUGAAACAAGCAUUUCUCAGUCUACUCCAGGUACAUCCACCAAGAGCGGAGAGGGGACCUCAGCUGAAGAAAGUGCCCCAUCACCAACAAGUAGCGGAUCCCCUACAGAGAGCAGAGAGGAGACCUCAAGCCCACCUCCAACCACUUCAGUUAUCGAAACGGUAAAAACGGCAGCUGAAAAAACGAUUUCCCAGCCUACUCCAGGUACAUCAACCAAGAGCGGAGAGGGGACCUCAGCUGAAGAAAGUGCCCCAUCAUCAACAAGUAGCGGAACCGCUACAGAGAGCAGAGAGGAGACCUCAAGCCCACCUCCAACAACUUCAGUUAUCGAAACAGGAAAGACGGCAGCUAAAACAACGAUUUUUCACUCUACGCCAGGUACAUCCACCAAGGGCAAAGAGGGGACCUCAGCUGAGGAAACUGCCCCACCAUCAACAAGUAGCGGAACCCCUACAGAGAGCAGAGAGGAGACCUCAAGCCCACCUCCAACCACUUCAGUUAUCGAAACGGUAAAAACGGCAGCUGAAACAACGAUUUCCCAGCCUACUCCAGGUACAUCCACCAAGAGCGGAGAGGGGACCUCAGCUGAAGAAAGUGCCCCAUCAUCAACAAGUAGCGGAACCCCUACAGAGAGCAGAGAGGAGACCUCAAGCCCACCUCCAAGAAUUUCAGUUAUCGAAACGGGAAAGACGGCGGCUGAAACAAGCAUUUCUCUGUCUACUCCAGGUACAUCCACCAAGAGCGGAGAGGGGACCUCAGCUGAAGAAAGUGCCCCAUCACCAACAAGUAGCGGAACCCCUACAGAGAGCAGAGAGGAGACCUCAAGCCCACCUCUAACAACUUCAGUUAUCGAAACGGGAAAGACGGCAGCUGAAACAACGAUUUCUCACUCUACUCCAGGUACAUCCACCAAGAGCGGAGAGGGGACCUCAGCUCAUGAAAGUGCCCCAUCAUCAACAAGUAGCGGAACCCCUACAGAGAGCAGAGAGGAGACAUCAAGCCCACCUCCAACAACUUCAGUUAUCGAAACAGGAAAGACGGCAGCUGAAAUAAUGAUUUCUCACUCUACUCCAGGUACAUCCACCAAGGGCAAAGAGGGGACCUCAGCUGAGGAAACUGCCCCAUCAUCAACAAGUAGCGGAACCCCUACAGAGAGCAGAGAGGAGACCUCAAACCCACCUCCAACAACUUCAGUUAUCGAAACAGGAAAGACGGCAGCUAAAACAACGAUUUUUCACUCUACUCCAGGUACAUCCACCAAGGGCAAAGAGGGGACCUCAGCUGAGGAAAGUGCGCCAUCACCAACAAGUAGCGGAACCCCUACAGAGAGCAGAGAGGAAACCUCUAGCCCACCUCCAACCACUUCAGUUAUCGAAACGGUAAAAACGGCAGCUGAAAAAACGAUUUCCCAGCCUAUUCCAGGUACAUCAACCAAGAGCGGAGAGGGGACCUCAGCUGAUGAAAGUGCCCCAUCACAAAUAAGUAGCGGAACCCCUACAGAGAGCAGAGAGGAGACGUCAAGCCCACUUCCAACAACAUCAGUUAUCGAAACGGGAAAGACGGCAGCUGAAACAACGAUUUCUCACUCUACUCCAGGUACAUCCACCAAGAGCGGAGAGGGGACCUCAGCUGAAGAAAGUGCCCCAUCAUCAACAAGUAGCGGAACCCCUACAGAGAGCAGAGAGGAGACGUCAAGCCCACCUCCAACAACUUCAGUUAUCGAAACGGGAAAGACGGCAGCUGAAACAACGAUUUCUCACUCUACUCCAGGUACAUCCACCAAGAGCGGAGAGGGGACCUCAGCUGAAGAAAGUGCCCCAUCAUCAACAAGUAGCGGAACCCCUACAGAGAGCAGAGAGGAGACCUCAAGCCCACCUCCAACAAUUUCAGUUAUCGAUACAGGAAAGACGGCAGCUGAAAUAAUGAUUUCUCACUCUACUCCAGGUACAUCCACCAAGGGCAAAGAGGGGACCUCAGCUGAGGAAACUGCCCCAUCAUCAACAAGUAGCGGAACCCCUACAGAGAGCAGAGAGGAGACCUCAAGCCCACCUCUAACAACUUCAGUUAUCGAAACGGGAAAGACGGCAGCUGAAACAACGAUUUCUCACUCUACUCCAGGUACAUCCACCAAGAGCGGAGAGGGGACCUCAGCUGAGGAAAGUGCGCCAUCACCAACAAGUAGCGGAACCCCUACAGAGAGCAGAGAGGAGACCUCAAGCCCACCUCCAACAACUUCAGUUAUCGAAACGGGAAAGACGGCAGCUGAAACAACGAUUUCUCAGCCUACUCCAGGUACAUCAACCAAGGGCAGAGAGGGGACCUCAGCUGAGGAAACUGCCCCAUCAUCAACAAGUAGCGGAACCCCUACAGAGAGCAGAGAGGAGACCUCAAGCCCACCUCCAACAACUUCAGUUAUCGAAACAGGAAAGACGGCAGCUGAAACAAUUUCUCAGCCUACUCCAGGUACAUCCACCAAGAGCGGAGAGGGGACCUCAGCUGAAGAAAGUGCCCCAUCACCAACAAGUAGCGGAACCCCUACAGAGAGCAGAGAGGAGACCUCAAGCCCACCUCCAACAACUUCAGUUAUCGAAACGGGAAAGACGGCAGCUGAAACAACGAUUUCUCACUCUACUCCAGGUACAUCCACCAAGAGCGGAGAGGGGACCUCAGUUGACGAAAGUGCCCCAUCAUCAACAAGUAGCGGAACCCCUACAGAGAGCAGAGAGGAGACAUCAAGCCCACCUCCAACAACUUCAGUUAUCGAAACGGGAAAGACGGCAGCUGAAACAACGAUUUCUCACUCUACUCCAGGUACAUCCACCAAGAGCGGAGAGGGGACCUCAGUUGACGAAAGUGCCCCAUCAUCAACAAGUAGCGGAACCCCUACAGAGAGCAGAGAGGAGACCUCAAGCCCACCUCCAACAACUUCAGUUAUCGAAACGGGAAAGACGGCAGCUGAAACAACGAUUUCUCACUCUACUCCAGGUACAUCCACCAAGGGCAGAGAGGGGACCUCAGCUGAGGAAAGUGCCCCAUCAUCAACAAGUAGCGGAACCCCUACAGAGAGCAGAGAGGAGACCUCAAGCCCACCUCCAACAACUUCAGUUAUCGAAACAGGAAAGACGGCAGCUGAAACAACGAUUUCUCACUCUACUCCAGGUACAUCCACCAAGAGCGGAGAGGGGACCUCAGCUGAAGAAAGUGCCCCAUCACCAACAAGUAGCGGAACCCCUACAGAGAGCAGAGAGGAGACCUCAAGCCCACCUCCAACAACUUCAGUUAUCGAAACGGGAAAGACGGCAGCUGAAACAACGAUUUCUCACUCUACUCCAGGUACAUCCACCAAGAGCGGAGAGGGGACCUCAGCUGAGGAAAGUGCCCCAUCAUCAACAAGUAGCGGAACCCCUACAGAGAGCAGAGAGGAGACGUCAAGCCCACCUCCAACAACUUCAGUAAUCCAAACGGUAAAAACGGCAGCUGAAACAACGAUUUCUCAGCCUACUACAGGUACAUCCACCAAGAGCAGAGAGGGGACCUCAGCUGAGGAAAGUGCCCCAUCAUCAACAAGUAGCGGAACCCCUAUAGAGAGCAGAGAGGAGACAUCAAGCUCAACUCCAACAACUUCAGUUAUCAAAGCAGGAAAGACGGCAGCUGAAACAACCAUUUCUCAGUCUACUCCAGGUACAUCCACCAAGAGCGGAGAGGGGACCUCAGCUGAAGAAAGUGCCCCAUCAUCAACAAGUAGCGGAACCCCUACAGAGAGCAGAGAGGAGACCUCAAGCCCACCUCCAACAACUUCAGUUAUCGAAACGGGAAAGACGGCAGCUGAAACAACGAUUUCUCACUCUACUCCAGGUACAUCCACCAAGAGCGGAGAGGGGACCUCAGUUGACGAAAGUGCCCCAUCAUCAACAAGUAGCGGAACCCCUACAGAGAGCAGAGAGGAGACCUCAAGCCCACCUCCAACAACUUCAGUUAUCGAAACGGGAAAGACGGCAGCUGAAACAACGAUUUCUCACUCUACUCCAGGUACAUCCACCAAGAGCGGAGAGGGGACCUCAGCUGAUGAAAGUGCCCCAUCAUCAACAAGUAGCGGAACCCCUACAGAGAGCAGAGAGGAGACCUCAAGCCCACCUCCAACAACUUCAGUUAUCGAAACAGGAAAGACGGCAGCUGAAACAACGAUUUCUCACUCUACUCCAGGUACAUCCACCAAGGGCAGAGAGGGGACCUCAGCUGAGGAAACUGCCCCAUCAUCAACAAGUAGCGGAACCCCUACAGAGAGCAGAGAGGAGACCUCAAACCCACCUCCAACAACUUCAGUUAUCGAAACGGGAAAGACGGCAGCUGAAACAACGAUUUCUCACUCUACUCCAGGUACAUCCACCAAGGGCAAAGAGGGGACCUCAGUUGACGAAAGUGCCCCACCAUCAACAAGUAGCGGAACCCCUACAGAGAUCAGAGAGGAGACCUCAAGCCCACCUCCAAGAACUUCAGUUAUCGAAACAGGAAAGACGGCAGCUGAAACGAUUUCUCACUCUACUCCAGGUACAUCCACCAAGAGCGGAGAGGGGACCUCAGCUGAAGAAAGUGCCCCAUCACCAACAAGUAGCGGAACCCCUACAGAGAGCAGAGAGGAGACCUCAAGCCCACCUCCAACAACUUCAGUUAUCGAAACGGGAAAGACGGCAGCUGAAACAACGAUUUCUCACUCUACUCCAGGUACAUCCACCAAGAGCGGAGAGGGGACCUCAGUUGACGAAAGUGCCCCAUCAUCAACAAGUAGCGGAACCCCUACAGAGAGCAGAGAGGAGACCUCAAGCCCACCUCCAACAACUUCAGUUAUCGAAACAGGAAAGACGGCAGCUGAAACAACGAUUUCUCACUCUACUCCAGGUACAUCCACCAAGAGCGGAGAGGGGACCUCAGCUGAUGAAAGUGCCCCAUCAUCAACAAGUAGCGGAACCCCUACAGAGAGCAGAGAGGAGACCUCAAGCCCACCUCCAACAACUUCAGUUAUCGAAACAGGAAAGACGGCAGCUGAAACAACGAUUUCUCACUCUACUCCAGGUACAUCCACCAAGAGCGGAGAGGGGACCUCAGCUGAUGAAAGUGCCCCAUCACCAAUAAGUAGCGGAACCCCUACAGAGAGCAGAGAGGAGACCUCAAGCCCACCUCCAACAACUUCAGUUAUCGAAACGGGAAAGACGGCAGCUGAAACAACGAUUUCUCACUCUACUCCAGGUACAUCCACCAAGAGCGGAGAGGGGACCUCAGCUGAGGAAAGUGUCCCAUCAUCAACAAGUAGCGGAACCCCUACAGAGAGCAGAGAGGAGACCUCAAGCCCACCUCCAACAACUUCAGUUAUCGAAACGGGAAAGACGGCAGCUGAAACAACGAUUUCUCACUCUACUCCAGGUACAUCCACCAAGGGCAGAGAGGGGACCUCAGCUGAGGAAACUGCCCCAUCAUCAACAAGUAGCGGAACCCCUACAGAGAGCAGAGAGGAGACCUCAAGCCCACCUCCAACAACUUCAGUUAUCGAAACAGGAAAGACGGCGGCUGAAACAAGCAUUUCUCAGUCUACUCCAGGUACAUCCACCAAGAGCGGAGAGGGGACCUCAGCUGAAGAAAGUGCCCCAUCACCAACAAGUAGCGGAACCCCUACAGAGAGCAGAGAGGAGACCUCAAGCCCACCUCCAACAACUUCAGUUAUCGAAACAGGAAAGACGGCAGCUGAAACAACGAUUUCUCACUCUACUCCAGGUACAUCCACCAAGAGCGGAGAGGGGACCUCAGCUGAAGAAAGUGCCCCAUCAUCAACAAGUAGCGGAACCCCUACAGAGAGCAGAGAGGAGACCUCAAGCCCACCUCCAACCACUUCAGUUAUCGAAACGGUAAAAACGGCAGCUGAAACAACGAUUUCCCAGCCUACUCCAGGUACAUCAACCAAGGGCAGAGAGGGGACCUCAGCUGAGGAAACUGCCCCAUCAUCAACAAGUAGCGGAACCCCUAAAGAGAGCAGAGAGGAGACCUCAAACCCACCUCCAACAACUUCAGUUAUUGAAACGGGAAAGACGGCAGCUGAAACAACGAUUUCUCACUCUACUCCAGGUACAUCCCCCAAGAGCGGAGAGGGAACCUCAGCUGAUGAAAGUGCCCCAUCAUCAACAAGUAGCGGAACCCCUACAGAGAGCAGAGAGGAGACGUCAAGCCCACCUCCAACAACAUCAGUUAUCGAAACGGGAAAGACGGGAUCUGAAAAAACGAUUUCUCACUCUACUCCAGGUACAUCCACCAGGAGCGGAGAGGGGACCUCAGCUGAAGAAAGUGCCCCAUCAUCAACAAGUAGCGGAACCCCUACAGAGAGCAGAGAGGAGACGUCAAGCCCACCUCCAACAACUUCAGUUAUCGAAACGGGAAAGACGGCAGCUGAAACGAUUUCUCACUCUACUCCAGGUGCAUCCACCAAGGGCAGAGAAGGGACCUCAGCUGAGGAAAGUGCCCCAUCAUCAACAAGUAGCGGAACCUCUAAAGACAGCAGAGAGGAGACCUCAAGCCCACCUCCAACAACUUCAGUUAUCGAAACGGGAAAGACGGCAGCUGAAACAACGAUUUCUCACUCUACUCCAGGUACAUCCACCAAGAGCGGAGAGGGGACCUCAGUUGACGAAAGUGCCCCAUCAUCAACAAGUAGCGGAACCCCUACAGAGAGCAGAGAGGAGACGUCAAGCCCACCUCCAACAACUUCAGUUAUCGAAACGGGAAAGACGGCAGCUGAAACAACGAUUUCUCACUCUACUCCAGGUACAUCCCCCAAGAGCGGAGAGGGGACCUCAUCUGAGGAAAGUGCCCCAUCAUCAACAAGUAGCGGAACCCCUACAGAGAGCAGAGAGGAGACCUCAAACCCACCUCCAACAACUUCAGUUAUCGAAACAGGAAAGACGGCAGCUGAAACAAUGAUUUCUCACUCUACUCCAGGUACAUCCACCAAGAGCGGAGAGGGGACCUCAGCUGAAGAAAGUGCCCCAUCAUCAACAAGUAGCGGAACCCCUACAGAGAGCAGAGAGGAGACGUCAAGCCCACCUCCAACAACUUCAGUUAUCGAAACAGGAAAGACGGCAGCUGAAACAACGAUUUCUCACUCUACUCCAGGUACAUCCACCAAGAGCGGAGAGGGACCCACAGCUCAAGAAAGAGCACCAUAACCAAUAAGUAGCGGAACCCCUACAGAGAGCAGAGAGGAGACCUCAAGCCCACCUCCAACAACUUCAGUUAUCGAAACGGGAAAGACGGCAGCUGAAACAACGAUUUCUCACUCUACUCCAGGUACAUCCACCAAGAGCGGAGAGGGGACCUCAGCUGAAGAAAGUGCCCCAUCACCAACAAGUAGCGGAACCCCUACAGAGAGCAGAGAGGAGACCUCAAGCCCACCUCCAACAACUUCAGUUAUCGAAACGGGAAAGACGGCAGCUGAAACAACGAUUUCUCACUCUACUCCAGGUACAUCCACCAAGAGCGGAGAGGGGACCUCAGCUGAAGAAAGUGCCCCAUCAUCAACAAGUAGCGGAACCCCUACAGAGAGCAGAGAGGAGACCUCAAACCCACCUGCAAGAACUUCAGUUAUCGAAACGGGAAAGACGGCAGCUGAAACAACGAUUUCUCACUCUCCUCCAGGUACAUCCACCAAGAGCGGAGAGGGGACCUCAGCUGAUGAAAGUGCCCCAUCAUCAACAAGUAGCGGAACCCCUACAGAGAGCAGAGAGGAGACCUCAAGCCCACCUCCAACAACUUCAGUUAUCGAAACAGGAAAGACGGGAGCUGAAACAACAAUUUCUCACCCUACUCCAGGUACAUCCACCAAGAGCGGAGAGGGGACCUCAGCUGAAGAAAGUGCCCCAUCAUCAACAAAUAGUGGAACCCCUACAGAGAGCAGAGAGAAGACAUCAAGCCCACCUCCAACAACAUCAGUUAUCGAAACGGGAAAGACGGGAUCUGAAAAAACGAUUUCUCACUCUACUCCUGGUACAUCCACCAAGAGCGGAGAGGGGACCUCAGCUGAAGAAAGUGCCCCAUCAUCAACAAGUAGCGGAACCCCUACAGAGAGCAGAGAGGAGACCUCAAGCCCACCUCCAACAACUUCAGUUAUCGAAACAGGAAAGACGGCAGCUGAAACAACGAUUUCUCACUCUACUCCAGGUACAUCCACCAAGAGCGGAGAGGGGACCUCAGCUGAAGAAAGUGCCCCAUCAUCAACAAGUAGCGGAACCCCUACAGAGAGCAGAGAGGAGACCUCAAGCCCACCUCCAACAACUUCAGUUAUCGAAACAGGAAAGACGGCAGCUGAAACAACGAUUUCUCACUCUACUCCAGGUACAUCCACCAAGAGCGGAGAGGGGACCUCAGCUGAAGAAAGUGCCCCAUCAUCAACAAGUAGCGGAACCCCUACAGAGAGCAGAGAGGAGACGUCAAGCCCACCUCCAACAACUUCAGUUAUCGAAACGGGAAAGACGGCAGCUGAAACAACGAUUUCUCACUCUACUCCAGGUACAUCCACCAAGAGCGGAGAGGGGACCUCAGUUGACGAAAGUGCCCCAUCAUCAACAAGUAGCGGAACCCCUACAGAGAGCAGAGAGGAGACCUCAAACCCACCUCCAACAACUUCAGUUAUCGAAACAGGAAAGACGGCAGCUAAAACAACGAUUUCUCACUCUACUCCAGGUACAUCCACCAAGAGCGGAGAGGGGACCUCAGCUGAUGAAGGUGCCCCAUCACCAAUAAGUAGCGGAACCCCUACAGAGAGCAGAGAGGAGACGUCAAGCCCACCUCCAACAACUUCAGUUAUCGAAACGGGAAAGACGGCAGCUGAAACAACGAUUUCUCACUCUACUCCAGGUACAUCCACCAAGAGCGGAGAGGGGACCUCAGCUGAUGAAAGUGCCCCAUCACCAAUAAGUAGCGGAACCCCUACAGAGAGCAGAGAGGAGACGUCAAGCCCACCUCCAACAACUUCAGUUAUCGAAACGGGAAAGACGGCAGCUGAAACAACGAUUUCUCACUCUACUCCAGGUACAUCCACCAAGAGCGGAGAGGGGACCUCAGCUGAAGAAAGUGCCCCAUCAUCAACAAGUAGCGGAACCCCUACAGAGAGCAGAGAGGAGACCUCAAGCCCACCUCCAACAACUUCAGUUAUCGAAACGGGAAAGACGGCAGCUGAAACAACGAUUUCUCACUCUACUCCAGGUACAUCCCCCAAGAGCGGAGAGGGCACCUCAGCUGAAGAAAGUGCCCCAUCAUCAACAAGUAGCGGAACCCCUACAGAGAGCAGAGAGGAGACGUCAAGCCCACCUCCAACAAUUUCAGUUAUCGAAACGGGAAAGACGGCAGCUGAAACAACGAUUUCUCACUCUACUCCAGGUACAUCCACCAAGAGCGGAGAGGGGACCUCAGCUGAAGAAAGUGCCCCAUCAUCAACAAGUAGCGGAACCCCUACAGAGAGCAGAGAGGAGACCUCAAGCCCACCUCCAACAACUUCAGUUAUCGAAACGGGAAAGACGGCAGCUGAAACAACGAUUUCUCACUCUACUCCAGGUACAUCCACCAAGAGCGGAGAGGGGACCUCAGCUGAAGAAAGUGCCCCAUCAUCAACAAGUAGCGGAACCCCUACAGAGAGCAGAGAGGAGACCUCAAGCCCACCUCCAACAACUUCAGUUAUCGAAACAGGAAAGACGGCAGCUGAAACAACAAUUUCUCACCCUACUCCAGGUACAUCCACCAAGAGCGGAGAGGGGACCUCAGUUGACGAAAGUGCCCCAUCAUCAACAAGUAGCGGAACCCCUACAGAGAGCAGAGAGGAGACGUCAAGCCCACCUCCAACAACUUCAGUUAUCGAAACGGGAAAGACGGCAGCUGAAACAACGAUUUCUCACUCUACUCCAGGUACAUCCACCAAGAGCGGAGAGGGGACCUCAGCUGAAGAAAGUGCCCCAUCAUCAACAAGUAGCGGAACCCCUACAGAGAGCAGAGAGGAGACCUCAAGCCCACCUCCAACAACUUCAGUUAUCGAAACGGGAAAGACGGCAGCUGAAACAACGAUUUCUCACUCUACUCCAGGUACAUCCACCAAGAGCGGAGAGGGGACCUCAGCUGAAGAAAGUGCCCCAUCAUCAACAAGUAGCGGAACCCCUACAGAGAGCAGAGAGGAGACCUCAAGCCCACCUCCAACAACUUCAGUUAUCGAAACGGGAAAGACGGCAGCUGAAACAACGAUUUCUCACUCUACUCCAGGUACAUCCACCAAGAGCGGAGAGGGGACCUCAGCUGAGGAAACUGCCCCAUCAUCAACAAGUAGCGGAACCCCUACAGAGAUCAGAGAGGAGACCUCAAGCCCACCUCCAAGAACUUCAGUUAUCGAAACAGGAAAGACGGCGGCUGAAACAAGCAUUUCUCAAUCUACUCCAGGUACAUCCACCAAGAGCGGAGAGGGGACCUCAGCUGAAGAAAGUGCCCCAUCACCAACAAGUAGCGGAAUCCCUACAGAGAGCAGAGAGGAGACCUCAAGCCCACCUCCAACCACUUCAGUUAUCGAAACGGUAAAAACGGCAGCUGAAACAACGAUUUCCCAGCCUACUCCAGGUACAUCAACCAAGGGCAGAGAGGGGACCUCAGCUGAGGAAACUGCCCCAUCAUCAACAAGUAGCGGAACCCCUAAAGAGAGCAGAGAGGAGACCUCAAGCCCACCUCCAACAACUUCAGUUAUCGAAACGGGAAAGACGGCAGCUGAAACAACGAUUUCUCACUCUACUCCAGGUACAUCCCCCAAGAGCGGAGAGGGGACCUCAGCUGAUGAAAGUGCCCCAUCACCAAUAAGUAGCGGAACCCCUACAGAGAGCAGAGAGGAGACGUCAAGCCCACCUCCAACAACAUCAGUUAUCCAAACGGGAAAGACGGCAUCUGAAAAAACAAUUUCUCACUCUACUCCAGGUACAUCCACCAAGAGCGGAGAGGGGACCUCAGCUGAAGAAAGUGCCCCAUCACCAACAAGUAGCGGAACCCCUACAGAGAGCAGAGAGGAGACCUCAAGCCCACCUCCAACAACUUCAGUUAUCGAAACGGGAAAGACGGCAGCUGAAACAACGAUUUCUCACUCUACUCCAGGUACAUCCACCAAGAGCGGAGAGGGGACCUCAGCUGAAGAAAGUGCCCCAUCAUCAACAAGUAGCGGAACCCCUACAGAGAGCAGAGAGGAGACGUCAAGCCCACCUCCAACAACUUCAGUUAUCGAAACGGUAAAAACGGCAGCUGAAACAACGAUUUCUCAGCCUACUACAGGUACAUCCACCAAGAGCGGAGAGGGGACCUCAGCUGAGGAAAGUGCCCCAUCAUCAACAAGUAGCGGAACCCCUAAAGACAGCAGAGAGGAGACCUCAAGCCCACCUCCAACAACUUCAGUUAUCGAAAAAGGAAAGACGGCAGCUGAAACAACAAUUUCUCACCCUACUCCAGGUACAUCCACCAAGAGCGGAGAGGGGACCUCAGCUGAGGAAAGUGCCCCAUCAUCAACAAGUAGCGGAACCCCUACAGAGAGCAGAGAGGAGACCUCAAGCCCACCUCCAACAACUUCAGUUAUCGAAACAGGAAAGACGGCAGCUGAAACAACGAUUUCUCACUCUACUCCAGGUACAUCCACCAAGAGCGGAGAGGGGACCUCAGCUGAAGAAAGUGCCCCAUCAUCAACAAGUAGCGGAACCCCUACAGAGAGCAGAGAGGAGACGUCAAGCCCACCUCCAACAACUUCAGUUAUCGAAACGGGAAAGACGGCAGCUGAAACAACGAUUUCUCACUCUACUCCAGGUACAUCCACCAAGAGCGGAGAGGGGACCUCAGCUGAAGAAAGUGCCCCAUCAUCAACAAGUAGCGGAACCCCUACAGAGAGCAGAGAGGAGACGUCAAGCCCACCUCCAACAACUUCAGUUAUCGAAACGGGAAAGACGGCAGCUGAAACAACGAUUUCUCACUCUACUCCAGGUACAUCCACCAAGAGCGGAGAGGGGACCUCAGCUGAAGAAAGUGCCCCAUCAUCAACAAGUAGCGGAACCCCUACAGAGAGCAGAGAGGAGACCUCAAGCCCACCUCCAACAACUUCAGUUAUCGAAACAGGAAAGACGGCAGCUGAAACAACAAUUUCUCACUCUACUCCAGGUACAUCCACCAAGAGCGGAGAGGGGACCUCAGCUGAAGAAAGUGCCCCAUCAUCAACAAGUAGCGGAACCCCUACAGAGAGCAGAGAGGAGACGUCAAGCCCACCUCCAACAACUUCAGUUAUCGAAACGGGAAAGACGGCAGCUGAAACAACGAUUUCUCACUCUACUCCAGGUACAUCCACCAAGAGCGGAGAGGGGACCUCAGCUGAGGAAAGUGCCCCAUCAUCAACAAGUAGCGGAACCCCUACAGAGAGCAGAGAGGAGACCUCAAGCCCACCUCCAACAACUUCAGUUAUUGAAACGGGAAAGACUUCAGCUGAGAAAACGAUUUCUCACUCUACUCCAGGUACAUCCACCAAGAGCGGAGAGGGGACCUCAGCUGAAGAAAGUGCCCCAUCAUCAACAAGUAGCGGAACCCCUACAGAGAGCAGAGAGGAGACGUCAAGCCCACCUCCAACAACUUCAGUUAUCGAAACGGGAAAGACGGCAGCUGAAACAACGAUUUCUCACUCUACUCCAGGUACAUCCACCAAGAGCGGAGAGGGGACCUCAGCUGAAGAAAGUGCCCCAUCAUCAACAAGUAGCGGAACCCCUACAGAGAGCAGAGAGGAGACGUCAAGCCCACCUCCAACAACUUCAGUUAUCGAAACGGGAAAGACGGCAGCUGAAACAACGAUUUCUCACUCUACUCCAGGUACAUCCACCAAGAGCGGAGAGGGGACCUCAGCUGAAGAAAGUGCCCCAUCAUCAACAAGUAGCGGAACCCCUACAGAGAGCAGAGAGGAGACCUCAAGCCCACCUCCAACAACUUCAGUUAUCGAAACGGGAAAGACGGCAGCUGAAACAACGAUUUCUCACUCUACUCCAGGUACAUCCACCAAGAGCGGAGAGGGGACCUCAGCUGAAGAAAGUGCCCCAUCAUCAACAAGUAGCGGAACCCCUACAGAGAGCAGAGAGGAGACCUCAAGCCCACCUCCAACAACUUCAGUUAUCGAAACGGGAAAGACGGCAGCUGAAACAACGAUUUCUCACUCUACUCCAGGUACAUCCACCAAGAGCGGAGAGGGGACCUCAGCUGAAGAAAGUGCCCCAUCAUCAACAAGUAGCGGAACCCCUACAGAGAGCAGAGAGGAGACCUCAAGCCCACCUCCAACAACUUCAGUUAUCGAAACAGGAAAGACGGCAGCUGAAACAACGAUUUCUCACUCUACUCCAGGUACAUCCACCAAGAGCGGAGAGGGGACCUCAGCUGAAGAAAGUGCCCCAUCAUCAACAAGUAGCGGAACCCCUACAGAGAGCAGAGAGGAGACCUCAAGCCCACCUCCAACAACUUCAGUUAUCAAAACGGGAAAGACGGCAGCUGAACCAACGAUUUCUCAGCUCUACUCCAGGUACAUCCACCAAGCGCAGAGAGGGGACCUCAGCUGAGGAAAGUGCCCACUCACAAACAAGUAGCGGAACCCCUACAGAGAGCAGAGAGGAGACCUCAAGCCCACCUCCAACAACUUCAGUUAUCGAAACGGGAAAGACGGCAGCUGAAACAACGAUUUCUCACUCUACUCCAGGUACAUCCACCAAGAGCGGAGAGGGGACCUCAGCUGAUGAAAGUGCCCCAUCAUCAACAAGUAGCGGAACCCCUACAGAGAGCAGAGAGGAGACGUCAAGCCCACCUCCAACAACUUCAGUUAUCGAAACGGGAAAGACGGCAGCUGAAACAACGAUUUCUCACUCUACUCCAGGUACAUCCACCAAGAGCGGAGAGGGGACCUCAGCUGAAGAAAGUGCCCCAUCACCAACAAGUAGCGGAACCCCUACAGAGAGCAGAGAGGAGACCUCAAGCCCACCUCCAACAACUUCAGUUAUCGAAACGGGAAAGACGGCAGCUGAAACAACGAUUUCUCACUCUACUCCAGGUACAUCCACCAAGAGCGGAGAGGGGACCUCAGCUGAAGAAAGUGCCCCAUCAUCAACAAGUAGCGGAACCCCUACAGAGAGCAGAGAGGAGACGUCAAGCCCACCUCCAACAACUUCAGUUAUCGAAACGGGAAAGACGGCAGCUGAAACAACGAUUUCUCAGCCUACUACAGGUACAUCCACCAAGAGCGGAGAGGGGACCUCAGCUGAGGAAAGUGCCCCAUCAUCAACAAGUAGCGGAACCCCUACAGAGAGCAGAGAGGAGACCUCAAACCCACCUCCAACAACUUCAGUUAUCGAAACAGGAAAGACGGUAGCUGAAACAAUGAUUUCUCACUCUACUCCAGUUACAUCCCCCAAGAGCGGAGAGGGCACCUCAGCUGAAGAAAGUGCCCCAUCAUCAACAAGUAGCGGAACCCCUACAGAGAGCAGAGAGGAGACGUCAAGCCCACCUCCAACAACUUCAGUUAUCGAAACGGGAAAGACGGCAGCUGAAACAACGAUUUCUCACUCUACUCCAGGUACAUCCACCAAGAGCGGAGAGGGGACCUCAGCUGAAGAAAGUGCCCCAUCAUCAACAAGUAGCGGAACCCCUACAGAGAGCAGAGAGGAGACGUCAAGCCCACCUCCAACAACUUCAGUUAUCGAAACGGGAAAGACGGCAGCUGAAACAACGAUUUCUCACUCUACUCCAGGUACAUCCACCAAGAGCGGAGAGGGGACCUCAGCUGAUGAAAGUGCCCCAUCAUCAACAAGUAGCGGAACCCCUACAGAGAGCAGAGAGGAGACCUCAAGCCCACCUCCAACAAUUUCAGUUAUUGAAACGGGAAAGACGGCAGAUGAAAAAACGAUUUCCCAGCCUAUUCCAGGUACAUCCACCAAGAGCGGAGAGGGGACCUCAGCUGAAGAAAGUGCCCCAUCAUCAACAAGUAGUGGAACCCCUACAGAGAGUAGAGAGGAGACAUCAAGCCCACCUCCAACAACUUCAGUUAUCGAAACGGGAAAGACGGCAGCUGAAACAACGAUUUCUCACUCUACUCCAGGUACAUCCACCAAGAGCGGAGAGGGGACCUCAGCUGAAGAAAGUGCCCCAUCAUCAACAAGUAGCGGAACCCCUACAGAGAGCAGAGAGGAGACCUCAAGCCCACCUCCAACAACUUCAGUUAUCGAAACGGGAAAGACGGCAGCUGAAACAACGAUUUCUCACUCUACUCCAGGUACAUCCACCAAGAGCGGAGAGGGGACCUCAGCUGAGGAAAGUGCCCCAUCAUCAACAAGUAGCGGAACCCCUACAGAGAGCAGAGAGGAGACCUCAAGCCCACCUCCAACAACAUCAGUUAUCGAAACAGGAAAGACGGCAGCUGAGAAAACGAUUUCUCACUCUACUCCAGGUACAUCCACCAAGAACGUAGAGGGGACCUCAGCUGAAGAAAGUGCCCCAUCAUCAACAAGUAGCGGAACCCCUACAGAGAGCAGAGAGGAGACCUCAAGCCCACCUCCAACAACUUCAGUUAUCGAAACGGGAAAGACGGCAGCUGAAACAACGAUUUCUCACUCUACUCCAGGUACAUCCACCAAGAGCGGAGAGGGGACCUCAGCUGAGGAAACUGCCCCAUCAUCAACAAGUAGCGGAACCCCUACAGAGAGCAGAGAGGAGACCUCAAGCCCACCUCCAACAACUUCAGUUAUCGAAACGGGAAAGACGGCAGCUGAAACAACGAUUUCUCACUCUACUCCAGGUACAUCCACCAAGAGCGGAGAGGGGACCUCAGCUGAAGAAAGUGCCCCAUCAUCAACAAGUAGCGGAACCCCUACAGAGAGCAGAGACGAGACGCUCAAGCCCACCUCCAACAACUUCAGUUAUCGAAACGGGAAAGACGGCAGCUGAAACAACGAUUUCUCACUCUACUCCAGGUACAUCCACCAAGAGCGGAGAGGGGACCUCAGCUGAGGAAAGUGCCCCAUCAUCAACAAGUAGCGGAACCCCUACAGAGAGCAGAGAGGAGACCUCAAGCCCACCUCCAACAACAUCAGUUAUCGAAACGGGAAAGACGGGAUCUGAAAAAACGAUUUCUCACUCUACUCCUGGUACAUCCACCAAGAGCGGAGAGGGGACCUCAGCUGAAGAAAGUGCCCCAUCACCAAUAAGUAGAGGAACCCCUAAAGAGAGCAGAGAGGAGACCUCAAGCCCACCUCCAACAACAUCAGUUAUCGAAACAGGAAAGACGGCAGCUGAGAAAACGAUUUCUCACUCUACUCCAGGUACAUCCACCAAGAGCAGAGAGGGGACCUCAGCUGAAGAAAGUGCCCCAUCAUCAACAAGUAGCGGAACCCCUACAGAGAGCAGAGAGGAGACGUCAGGGCCACCUCCAACAACUUCAGUUAUCGAAACGGGAAAGACGGCAACUGAAAAAACUAUUUCUUACUCUACUCCAGGAACAUCCACCAAGAGCGGAGAGGGGACCUCAGCUGAAGAAAGUGCCCCAUCAUCAACAAGUAGCGGAACCCCUACAGAGAGCAGAGAGGAGACGUCAGGGCCACCUCCAACAACUUCAGUUAUCGAAACGGGAAAGACGGCAGCUGAAACAAUGAUUUCUCACCCUACUCCAGGUACAUCCACCAAGAUCGGAGAGGGGACCUCAGCUGAAGAAAGUGCCCCAUCAUCAACAAGUAGCGGAACCCCUACAGAGAGCAGAGAGGAGACGUCAAGCCCAACUCCAACAACUUCAGUUAUCAAAACGGGAAAGAUGGCAGCUGAAACAACGAUUUCUCACUCUACUCCAGGUACAUCCCCCAAGAGCGGAGAGGGGACCUCAGCUGAAGAAAGUGCCCCAUCAUCAACAAGUAGCGGAACCCCUACAGAGAGCAGAGAGGAGACGUCAGGGCCACCUCCAACAACUUCAGUUAUCGAAACGGGAAAAACGGCAGCUGGAACAACGAUUUCUCACCCUACUCCAGGUACAUCCCCCAAGAGCGGAGAGGGGACCUCAGCUGAAGAAAGUGCCCCAUCACCAAUAAGUAGCGGAACCCCUACAGAGAGCAGAGAGGAGACGUCAAGCCCACCUCCAACAACUUCAGUUAUCGAAACGGGAAAAACGGCAGCUGAAACAACGAUUUCUCAGUCUAUUCCAGGUACAUCCCCCAAGAGCGGAGAGGGGACCUCAGCUGAAGAAAGUGCCCCAUCACCAACAAGUACAGAUAGAAUCACUACUGUCCCACUGGAGAAAACAGAUUUGGCAGAAAAGUCAACCACUACCCUUCUGACUCCAUCUUCCAAUGUGAAGGUUUUGUCCUCAUCACCAGAAGAGGCCGUUGCUUCUCCUUUGACUACAACCACUAACAUUGGGAAGACAGGGAUAGCAUUAGUUGGAGGGACGUCCUCACCUACACCGUCUCUCAGAAGCCUGCCUCCAAGUACUGAGGUAGUAUCAGCAACAACAGGAGCAAAGACAUCCAGUUAUCUUCAUUCUACUCGCGUUAUUACAGAGAUACCAUCACAUGGUGAGAUAUCCCAUUUCCCACUUUCUACAACUCUUCCCAUUGAGAGCACAGAGGUAACGUCUUCUCAAGAGACAGACACGUCUCCCCUUUCCAUGAGUUCUUUCACGGGGAGUAAAUGGGUCUCACCAACAGAAGUAGAGACGCCCCCUUCCCUCCGGUUGACAGCAUCUCCUUCUGAUAGGACAGUGUCCACCUUAGCUGGAGAGCCAACCUCUUCUGUCCUGAGCACUAUCCCUCUACAUGAGGGGGCAGAGUUAACAUCAGCUGGGAUGGAUAUCACUCACCCUCUGUUUGUAACAUCUCCCCCACCAAUGACCAUGUUAACAUCAGCUGAAGGCCCAACUACCUCUCUAAUGACUGAAGUGACACCAUCUGAGGGGAAGCAGCUAACUUCAGAGACAGCCUCAACCAUUUCUCCCAUGACUUCAGCGUUUCCCCCUGACACACCAACAGAAGUGAAGACAUCGAUUCCUCAGCAUUCCACUGGGCCUUCAGCAGACACUGACAAAGCACAGUCGCAGGAAGAGGCAUCUUCUAACCCUUCCACUGAUAGUACAGAGGUGCCAACUUCUCUCCUUUCUAAAAAAUCCACCGUUGAGAGUACAGCACUCACGUCAACCACAGCCAAUACAUCCUCUUCUCUCUUCGCUGCAUUAUCUCCCACAGAGAGUUCUAAGUUAGCAUCAACUGAAAUGACACACACUUCCCUCUUCAGUACGGUGUCCAGAUCAGCUGAAGGGACCACCACUGCUCACCAGACUACAUUUCCCGUGGAGAGGAGAGUGGCAACGUCAAGUGGAGCUGAGUCAUCUUCUUCUGUCUUUGCUCCCUCUCAGCGUAUGGAGGAAAUACCCACCGAAGAGACGUCUUCUCGCCUGGCAUCAACAGCCAAGAGUACAAGUGCUGCUACAUUCACUGGGCUGGAGGCAUCUCCAAUUAUCCAGACUGUGAGGACUACCACCAAGACACCCACAUCUCCCACAACUACAGCAAUGGUCUCUGCAAAGAUGACUCCUUUGCUGUCUACUACACCAUUAGCCACAGAGGUCACCUCAGCCAAAAAGGUCCCAAGCUCUGUCCCAGAGAGAACGAAGGGGAUCUCAUUUGA
Podarcis lilfordi (Lilford's wall lizard) is the source of this 40426-nucleotide messenger RNA. NCBI's taxonomy places the organism in Eukaryota, Metazoa, Chordata, Lepidosauria, Squamata, Lacertidae. The record is from the annotation of a GenBank genome assembly.